AUGGUUCUGUCAAAUGCCGCGGACAGAAAGACGUUGCCCUUGGAGUUCCACCCUGGAACGUUGGAAGAUACACCUGCCUCUGGCCCAACAUGUCUCCCAGGGCAAAAGCCAUGUCUCGCAAUCUUCUCCAGCCUCUUCAUCUCAUUCGCAUUCUGGCAAGACCAUCCACCAUCCCUGGCAGCGUUGACGACUAUUCAAGGCUCGCACCAUGGUUCGUAUUCCGCCAUGACCGCCGUGUGGCCGUUUGAUGCCGUAGGGCUUUACGGAGUAAAGAGCAAAGCACCCGCUAGCACUUGGGCGCCGCGCCGCGAUUGCUACGCUGGAUGGAGAUGGGGAUCCGUCACACCACUUUGA
This is a messenger RNA of Ustilaginoidea virens, 354 nucleotides long. RefSeq lists its product as uncharacterized. The transcript has 3 exons. The coding region runs from base 1 to 354 and encodes 117 amino acids. The record is from RefSeq and is a predicted model, not a curated record. Lineage: Eukaryota; Fungi; Ascomycota; Sordariomycetes; Hypocreales; Clavicipitaceae.